This is a messenger RNA of Acanthoscelides obtectus, 2193 nucleotides long. Lineage: Eukaryota; Metazoa; Arthropoda; Insecta; Coleoptera; Chrysomelidae. The record is from the annotation of a GenBank genome assembly.
UAUAAAUACUAAGGUGUUUAUAAAAUAACUAAGCAGCGGUGACCAGUCACGUUACAUUCGCAUACAGAAAAGUUUGACAGUGAAAACACUUAUAAUGUUGGUUUCAAGCAUCCUUGUAAUCUUUCUUUUGAAUUUUGUACAGUGUAAAAAAUUGCUUUUGACUGGUGAUGUGCUCACUAGUUUGAACGUACAACUUCAAGAACUGAUGCAUCUACAAAAAUUAGCCACCUGGGAUUAUGAAACUAACUUAACAGAUUUCAAUCUGGCAAAAAAGCUAGAAAUGGAUGUGAAUUUAGCUAGUUUCCAGAAACAGGCUUCGUACAAUUUAUCCAAAUAUAAAUGGAAGUCUGAAAGAGAUGGCGUGCUACAGAGAGAACGUUUGUUCUACCUUCGGUUAGAGGAGGAGAUACUUCCUCCAAAGAAAUACAAACGAUUGAAAGAGAUUAUGAGUAAGAUGAUACAUAUCUAUUCAACAGCCAAAAUUUGUGAUUACAGUUACCCUACUAAGUGCGAUCUAGCACUUCUGCCUGAUAUAGAGAACAUAUUUGCUGGAAAUUCGUCAGAAGAUGAGCUCCGUUAUACCUGGAUAGAACGUAGGAAAGCUGUAGGUCCGAAGGUGAGGGAUCUGUUCCAGGAGUAUGUACAGCUUGUCAACGAAGCUGCCCAAAAGAAUGGAUAUGAUGAUGCUUCUGAGUAUUACUUACGAGAACACACAGAUCCUGAUAUAAAGAAGAAACUCAAACAUUACAAUCGACGCUUGAGGUCUUUAUAUGAACAGCUACAUGCUUACGUUAGAUUCAAACUGAGGAAAAAGUACGGGAACUCUACCUCUGAAAUUGGGUCUAUACCUGCUCACUUAUUAGGUGAUCUCACAGCUCAAAAAUGGAGUGGUAUUGCGCAAGUCACUCUACCUUACCCAGAGCCAUACGAAAACUUCGAUAAUCUGAAACAACAGAAUUAUACUGUAACUGAUAUUGCCAGGUUAGCGGAAGAUUUCUAUAAGUCAUUGAAUUUGAGCAAAAUGCCCAAUUCGUUUUGGAGAAAGUCAGUGUUUCAAAAGCUCACUGAUACGAACAUGACUUGUAACCCUAGCGCAUGGGAUUUUUAUGACGGACAGAAUUUUAGGUUGAAAACAUGUCUGAAAACUGAUAGAGAAGGAUAUGAAACCUUACAUCAUUGGAUGGGACAUAUACAAUACUUCUUGCAAUAUCAAGGAUUAGAUAUCAAAUUGAGAAAUGCUGCAACUGAUGCCCUGUUUGACAGUGUAGGAGGUGCUUUUUCACUUGCUGCAUUCUCUUUAAAGCACUUGAAGAGGGUAGGACUAUACCGUGGAGAAAUAAGCACAAAAGCUGACAUAAACAACUUAUACACAGUAAGUGAAUAAUAGCACGUAAUUCUUCGUUUAUGUGUCUUGCUUGCUAUCUUUCUCGAACGCGCACAAAUAUGGGGUCGUAAAGAUUCUAUGCCUAUCCUGUAUAAGUAUGUUUUAGUACGAGAUCUAUUUUAGCUAGCUAUGUCUAAAAUAGUAUCAGUCCCUGCGACAUACGCAAUUCUGAAAUGGAAAGACAAGAUCCUUUCUGGUGAAGUAAAGUCUGAAGAUUAUAAUUCAGAGUGGUGGAAGUUGGUUUUAAAAUAUCAAGGAGUUCAACCACCAGUUCCAAGAUUUGAAGAUGAUUUUGAUCCAGGAAAUAUUUUUGAAAUAAUAUCCGGAGAAUCAAUUUGGAAGAAGUUUACCUCCCUGAUACUCCAGUUUCAAAUUUUCAGACAACUUUGUGAAACGGACAGAGAGUUCCAGAUCUUUGAUAAAGCCAGUCAGCUUCACACUUGUGAUAUUUAUCAAAGUGUUAAAGCUGGAGCAGCUCUUAGGACAAUGAUGGCCUAUGGUAAAAAGAAACCUUGGGGAUAUGUUAUGAAGCACUUUUUAUCUUACGGUCGUUUGUUCGAUGAACUGAACCCGGUUCCAAUGCUCGAAUACUUUCAACCAUUAUACGAGUGGCUUGAGAAGGAAAAUCAGAAAAAUGGAGUAUUCGUUGGAUGGAUACUUUAGAACGUGCGUAGAAUAUCAGUAGGCGGAUUCUGUCGAUGGUAAAAAAAAAUUAUUCAAGACCACAUUCCACUAGUAUGAUUAGAGAUGCUUGAUAUUUUUAGAAACUGCUUUACUUGACUUGAAAAUAAAAUUACUUGAAACUUCAA